AAUAUCAUACAGACAGAGACAGGCAGAGAAACAGUGGUGUCAGAGCAUCUGACUUUAAACCCAGAGCCAGGUGAAGACAGAGCUGGAGGGCCUUCUACAACCAGUGGGUCUACUGCUGCAGGACCCCAAACACCUGGAUCGGAACAACAGGGCCUAGAGCACAGGAGGAUGGAAGAAGAGAAGGGGGAAGAGGAUGAGAAGCAAGAGAAGGAGGAGAAAGAGGAAACCAGCUCAGCUGCCUUGGAGCCUAGCAGUUUGCCGUGGCCGGGAGACCGAGAGAUGGAGCGAGAGGGAGAGAAAGGAAGUGUAGCGUCCGAGAGAGAGGGGACUGAAGGGGAGGAGGAGGAGGAGGAGGAGGAGGAGGAGGAGGAGGAGGAGGAGGAGGAGGAGAGGGGGGUAGAGACCAGGGAAGGGAGCCAAGAGCUUCUGGAGGGACAGGAGAGCCAGCCAGAAAGUGAGCGAAAGGCAAAAUGGAGAGAGAGCAUGCCGGAGGGAGAGAGAUGGACGGAUGAGGAGGUGGAGGGAGGCCAAGAUGAGGAAAGGGAUGGUUCACUUGCAGAUGAUGAAGAUGAGGAGGAAGGCCCAGUGAAUUGGAUGCCAGAGAAGGCUACGCAGGUCUUCACUCCGACAGUGAUAGUGCGUCCAUCUAGCAAACGGGAGGAGUUCCCGCUCGAAAAUAGCCAGUAUGAGGAGAUGGACACUGAGAAGAGUUCUUUCUUAGAGCCCCAGCCACAUACAGCCCCACCAGUAUACUACUACCCACAAUGGACAGAGGAGCCGGACAACUACACACGUAUGUACCAGUGCCGGACCAAUACCAUUUAUGUCAAUUGGGGUCAGUUCCAUUUCAGUUCUAAUCAGUUCAGGGAUUGAAGUGCAUUACUAUAAAAAAAACAUUUGUCAUUAUGUUGAAUUUUCCAAAAAAUGUAUGGUACAUUAUUGUUUAUCUGAUCCAUUCCCGUCUGAUUAUUGUUUAUCUGAUCCGUUCCCCCUGAAGCUAGGACAACAGAGUCCCUGCCCAUCUUCAGAAACAUCUGAAACCCUACCUCUUCACAGAGUAUUUAAAAUAAUCCCACAGCGCACCCACCUCCUUACUAGCUCUGAUUUGCUGAUAGCUACUUUGAGGAAAAAUGUAGUUACUAUGACUGUGACAUGUGGUUGUCCACUCCCACCUAGGGCGGCAGGUAGCCUAGUGGUUAAGAGCAUUGGGCCAGUAUCCGAAAGGUUGCUGGUUCGAAUCCCCGAGCCGACUAGGUAAAAAUCUGUUUAUGUGCCCUUGAGCACGGUACUUAAACCUAAUUGCUACCGGAUAAGCGUGUCUGCUAAAUGAUGUAAAGAUCGAUGUUAAGAUCGAUGCACUAACUAUGUCGCUCUGGAUAAGAGCAUCUGCUAAAUUACUAAUGUAAAAAAAUAUAGAUGUACUGUAUAUCUCUAUCAUGUGUCUGUAUAUUGGUAUGAAAAUUGUCAUGUAAAAUAUGAGGUAAGAGGAAGUCUACAAUAUUUCCUGUUGUCAUCGACCAAAGAAAUGUCUGUAGUUUAAAAAAAUAUAUUUUAUCUUAAUUUGUUUUUAUUAUAUUAUAAUAAUAUUUUUUAUUUUAAAAACACUAUUUUCCCCUUGUUUGGCUGUAGUUUAAUUGAACCCAGAUUCCUCUGUUAUUUAGAUAUGUGUGGUUGCGGUGAUGUUCUGAAACUUGGCCUGGGCAUUGGUGCUGCAGCUAUUAUAUUCCCUCUACUUGUGUGGGGCGGCUAUGCCCUCUUGCCCUUUGAUGCCCCGCCACUGGACAGCGCCCCUCUCAGGCUGGUGUACACACUACGCUGCUCCUUCUUUGCUGUCAUACCCAUCAUGCUAGGUAAGACUGUGGACCAUUAGGGUUGGGCUGCGAUAUGGCGUUAUCGCCUAUCAGCGAUUAAUAGACUCAUAAUGUGUGUUACUUCUUGCUCUUGGCAAUGCUAAUGUACUCAUGUAUGCAUUGCUUUGCUGUGCCUCACUUUUGUCUCAUUCAACCUCCCAAUCGUCCUCCCCCCCCCCCCCCCCCCCCCCCCCUCUCCCUUGCACUGUCCCCCUUUCCUCCUCUCCUCCCUCUCCCCUCCCACCCCCUCUCCAGGUGUGCUGGUGCAGGGGGUGGCGCGGCUGCACUAUGGCGCCCUAAAGCCCCUUUACGAGGGCAAGGUGGGGGAGGAGAGCCGGGAGGUGGCGGUGCACCGGCAUUAUGUGGGCGACUCGCUCUCCCUCUUCCUGCUCUACUUCCUGCAGCUGGCCGUCAUGGCGACCUACAUCAGCCAGGACCUGCUCAAGAUGGUGCCCCUGCUCACCAUCGUCUUUGCAUUCGGCAGGUGAGUGUGAAAUGUGUGUGUUUGUGUAUGUUCAAUACUCGGCCUCAGUGGUGGCAGCGCAUUCUACACUGGAUGUUCACGUUUAUUAGCGUGUGUCUGGUUAUGUGCAUUCACUCUGCAGUUAGCAGAGAUGUAGCUGACGUGGAAUCACUAGAUAGUCAGACGUUUUGAGAUUGGGCAUACCUCUGCAGUGUAGUCAGCCUAAAACGUCCCAUUGUUCCUCUUUCUCAACAAGGGCCAUGGCUUUUGUGGAGGGAUAGGUAAUGCUGCUUCGUGGGUGCAGAAUGGGUUGUGUUGUGCAGAUGGGGCCUGGUGUGUGUGUGUGCGUGGGUAGUCGCAUUCCCUUAUCACCUGAUCCAUACUUUCACUUAACAUUGUUAUCCUUUUAUAAUGUUUGUAAACGCUUGAUACGUUCUCUGUAUAUUAUCUCGAUGUUCUCUGACCCGUAGAAUGAUCGGGUAUUCGUCUUUCUGUAUUCGUUUAUUAUUCUGCCCCGCCUUUGGGAGAUUUGAAUUUGUCUUGGCAGACUGGAAUGUUGAUGUUUUCUGUUAGCAGGAAGUAUCUUUAAAUUACUAUGUAGUCUACCUUAAAAGUUUAGACUGGGGCAAUAUGACAGCGCGUACUAAUAUUCACUGAAUAUGGGCGAGUUUGUUUAACAUGGCCAGUGCCGCGGGUGGGCAGUUUGCAGAUUUUAGACCAUUCCAUUGGUCCUUAAGUGAAAUCUCCACCCACCCGGGCACUGGGCCGUGCAAAACGAACUCGCCCCAUGUAUUUUCUUCUAUAGGCUGAACUACUGGGUUCAUGUGACCCAAUUGGCUGAUCUUGUUGCGAUCUCUCACCCUACAGGCUGAUCUACUGGGUGUGUGUGUCCCUAGGCAGCAGUGUGAGGGGGUUGGGCUUCGGCCUCUCCUUCCUGCCCAUACUGGCCAUGCUGGGUGCCAACCUCUACUUUGUGUGCUCAUCACUCAGUGAAGGGGCUGUCUUUGAUGUGGCCCCGCCCACCACCGCCCCACCUCCCAGGCAGAGUUGGUGGGGCUAAUGAGGAAGAGGAGUAGAUAUGCCCAAUCCUGAAGCCUAACUGGACCCCCAGUCCCUAGACACUUGUGUAGAUCUGAAAAGAUUAGAUAUGAUAGGGAUACAUUUCAUGGGAAUAUGUCCACUUUGCCUUCUGAUAGACCAGGGGCAUGCUCAGUAGGCAAACAUUGUGCAACCUUGCAGAUAGAAAUGUAUUCCUUACUCUACAUGUCAGAGAUGCAAGUGUGUUCUCCACAAUAUAACACACAUUCCCCAAUGUUUUUCCCUACUGAAGAGUUGGUUUGAAAUAUUGUUGGUACCCAUUCAGCUCUACACAACUGUCAUGGUGUUGAUUUGGAAGGAGAGAGGGAAAAAUAAUCAAGUUAAUCAGCUUGGAUUUCACCUCCAUCUGAAACAUAUUGGAUUGCAUUUGCAGUGGUUUAUGGCAAAAUGGACAAUGCAACAGUUAGCUACCCCAUUGAAGUUACGUGUAAUUAAAGUAAAAAUGUAUGCACGCAUGACUGUAAGUCGCUUUGGAUAAAAGCGUCUGCUAAAUGGCAUAUUAUUAGUAUUAUUAUUAUUAAAGGAUUGUGUGCUAUGAAGUGUCUUAUGCCAUACAUAAGCCAAAGAGGAAAGGACCAUCCAUAAAAGAAGACAUGUAAGUCCUGGGUCGUGUUCAUUAGGCACACAACGGAAAAUGUUUAACAUUCUUAUUGGACAAGUCCAGAUAGUUUGUCCAUUUUCCUCCGUUUGUUGCCUAAAACAACUUUGUGCAGUAAAUCCUUAGUGUUUUAUUCCUACCUCUUGGCUUUGGUGAAGGCAGGUCCAGGGCCUCACUGGAAGGUUUCGGAAUGCACUAUGACAUGACUAGUCAGCACUAGACGGUACAUCCUGAAGGGGGGAGGGGGAGGGCGCCUUUCCCGAAAUUAUUUACAAUUAUGAAGAACUGAGUGCCAACUUUUCUGAAGUAUAAACCUAAUGCAGAGUUUAUACCUUUUUUUGAAGGAAUAAAACAAAGUCAAUGCUGAUAAUUAUAUAUUUCCAACUGUGCAAUGUUUACUGCAUUUAUUUCAUUUCUACAUUAGUACAGCAUUUAAUACUCUCACAAUGGAUGGGAAUGAAGAGUAGGAUGUCAAUGAGCCAUUUAAUGCAUUGUUUUAUCGUGAUUUUUCUUUAAUGCCUACACGCAAUAAUGUUCCUUAUGUCUGUACAGUACCAUAACCAAUGCACAUACAGUACAUUGUCCUGUUUGUAUAUGGCAGCCAGCUGAUA
Coregonus sp. 'balchen' is the source of this 4620-nucleotide messenger RNA. NCBI's taxonomy places the organism in Eukaryota, Metazoa, Chordata, Actinopteri, Salmoniformes, Salmonidae. The record is from the annotation of a GenBank genome assembly.